AUGGAUGAAAAUAGUGACGUCAAUUCGCCAACUCAAAGGAAAGCAUCAAGAGAAAAGGAAAAGGAUGUCGAGAAAGAGAUAUUCAAGCCGAAGAGAAAAUACCCAGGAUUCCGAAAAAAUCUCCACGAUUAUUUCCAUGAAUUCAGCGAUUACACCGGUAUCCAUGGAUUCAAAUAUAUGGGUGAACGAAAUAGAACAAUGUGUGAAAGGAUAUGGUGGAUGAUUCUCUUCUGCAUAUCCCUAUACGCCUGCGUCGAUCUUAUCAUCAAAACCUGGGUCAAGUGGGACACCUCUCCUGUGCUGGUCAGCUUCGCCAGAAGCCCCACGCCCGUAUGGCAGGUGCCGUUUCCCGCCAUCACCAUUUGUUCUGAAACAAAGGCGAGACAGAGGGUUUACAAUUUCACAGACGCCUAUGAUCGAGUCGUGCACGGGGCGAAUAUGACAGACGAAGAAUGGAAACGUUUCUCCGACAGUUCUUUGAUAUGCGACAAUCAUCUAUAUACAAGUGGAGAAAAAGUUACGGGAUUCGAUACCAUCGAAUAUCUUAUGAGUAUUGCGCCUCAAUUUGAAGAUGUCUUCUUCAAUUGUAAAUGGACAUUGUUGAAUGAAAGUUGCGAUAAUAUGUUCACACCUAUACUAACAGAAGAUGGCUUGUGUUUUACAUUCAAUAUGUUGGAUAAGAGCGAACUUCUUCGUGAUAAAGUGUUUUUACACGGAGAUUAUAUGAGUCAUGGCAGAAAUGCAGAAGGUUGGACUCUGGAAGAUGGGUAUCCGAAGACAGCUAAGAAAGACACGUUUCCGAGAAGAGCGUUAUCAGCAGGAUUUUCGGCAGGAUUAUUCUUAGUCCUGAAAGCAUACGAGCCUGAUCUCGACUAUAUUUGCAGAGGACCUGUACAGGGAUUCAAGAUACUCCUCCACCACCCAGCAGAGGUACCCAGAGUGGGCACCCAAUACUUCCGCGCACCCCUGAACCAGGAAGUGGUGGUCUCUGUCAAACCGGACAUGAUGACGACAGCGCCCGGCCUGCGGAACUACGACCCGCACCGCAGACAGUGCUUCUUUCCCUCCGAGCGGUACCUGGCGUACUACCAGAGCUACACGCAGCAGAACUGCCAGGUGGAGUGCCUGACCAACUUCACGCUGGCGAGGUGCGGCUGCGUGGCCUACCACAUGCCACAUGAAGAAUAUACACCGAUAUGCAGUUCAGGAAGCCAGGUGUGCAUGUUCCUAGCAAAAACUGAACUCCUCGAAAAGGAAGUGGAAUCCGGCAUAUCGAAUUUGGAAUCAGAGAACAUGAAUAUAUCUUCAUCUGUAUGCGACUGUCUGCCAGCGUGUACGUCACUGACCUACAAUGCCGAGUAUUCUCAAGCGCAGUACGAAUGGCCAAAGCUGUUCCAGGCUUUCAGGGUCAACUUCAGUGAAUUUCCAGGGGUGCAGUUGACCAGACUGACGAUCUUCUUCAAAGAACAGCAAUUCAUCACGUCGGAGAGGAACGAGCUGUACGGCCAAACGGACUUUCUGGCUAGCUGCGGCGGUAUCCUCGGCCUGUUCAUGGGCUUCUCUGUCCUUUCGUUGGUCGAAAUGAUCUACUUCCUGUGCUUGCGGAUGCUGUGCAACGUCAAAAGAUACGGCAGGCACUAUUGGUCGGGGUCACCGGAAUUGGUUAACAAUGAUGCCUACGUUCAUAAUUAUUGA
This is a messenger RNA of Phaedon cochleariae (mustard beetle), 1695 nucleotides long. The record is from the annotation of a GenBank genome assembly. NCBI's taxonomy places the organism in Eukaryota, Metazoa, Arthropoda, Insecta, Coleoptera, Chrysomelidae.